Messenger RNA from Cylas formicarius (sweet potato weevil), 1835 nucleotides. RefSeq names its product fatty acyl-CoA reductase wat-like. Lineage: Eukaryota; Metazoa; Arthropoda; Insecta; Coleoptera; Brentidae. The transcript has 11 exons. The coding region runs from base 148 to 1683 and encodes 511 amino acids. Gene Ontology annotation, biological process: long-chain fatty-acyl-CoA metabolic process. Gene Ontology annotation, molecular function: alcohol-forming very long-chain fatty acyl-CoA reductase (NADP+) activity. The record is from RefSeq and is a predicted model, not a curated record. Gene Ontology annotation, cellular component: peroxisome.
GUCGGGCUUGGUUAAAAUUGAAACGGCGGCAAACUUGGUUCGUUGUGCACUCGACACUCUCAUUGUUUAAUUAUUAUAUCGUAAUUUGUGUGGUUGGAACUGGUUAUUUGCGGAUUAUCUCUUUUCAACUUAAAUCUAGAGAAGAUAAUGGCUGCCACGAGUAUGACGGACGUUGAAGAAAGGACGCCGAUUCAAAAAUAUUACUCGGGCCAGACCAUCUUCAUAACUGGAGCUUUGGGGUUUAUAGGCAAACUCGUGGUCGAGAAACUCUUGAGAUCAUGUUCCGAUCUGACGACGAUCUACGUGCUAGUCAGGCCAAAACGGGACAAAGAGGAGAGGGAAAGAAUAGCCAAAGAGUUCAGCAAGGAGCUCUUCUCCAAGGUUGCCAAAGAGUCGCCCGACUACAUGGACAAAAUUCAGCCAAUCGCAGGCGAUUUGGCACUGCCAAACUUGGGCCUGAGUCCGCCAGAUAUUCAGCGCAUUCAAAACGAAGUAAACUGCAUUUUUCACGUAGCCGCUACGACCAAUUUCAACGCGAAACUGCGUGACGCUACGAAUAUCAACGUACGAGCUACGGGCGACUUGAUGAAAAUAGCUAAACAGAUGAAACAUUUGAAGAGUUUUGUGCACGUGUCGACGGCUUUUGCACACUGUACCCGCAAAGAGAUACACGAGGAGGUCCACCAGGUGAGGCUCACAGGCAAAAGUCUUAUGACGGUCGUGGAUGCAUUGGAUGACGAUAUGCUGGACGCCGUCACUCCACAACUAUUGGGCGACAUUCCCAACACCUACGUAUUCACCAAAGCGAUAGCCGAAGAACUAAUACUAACCAAUCGAGACUUGCUGCCGAUUGCCAUAGUACGGCCGUCCAUAGUACUUUCAACUUUCAAAGAACCGGUACCCGGUUGGACUGACAACAUCUACGGUGCCACAGGGGUCGCUUUGGGGGUAGGUGUGGGCGUUAUAAGGACCAUGCAAGGAGACAAGGACAAUAUCGCCGACCUCAUUCCGGCUGACCUCGUAGCAAAUCAAAUCCUAGCAGCGGGUUGGGAUAUUGGCGAUCCAAGCCUGCAACAUUCUCCGUCGGAUACCAAGGAAAAGGAUUUGAUGAUUUAUAAUUGUAUCUCGUCUGCUGACAAUCCGGUGACAUGGGGCGAGUUCCAAAGGCUUUUGAUUAAAUACGGGGUCAAGUACGGUUCAACGAAAAUCAUCUGGUACUACGGCGUCUUCAAUUUGAGACGCAAUCUCUACUUCCACAAGAUUUGCGUGUUCUUUUUGCACACUUUGCCUGCCUAUCUCGUCGAUAUCGUUUUGCUACUGAUCGGCAAAAAACCAAUGGCCGUGAAAGGAUAUCGAAAAAUAGGGACAUUCGUGGAAGUAAUAUCCUAUUUCGCGAUGCGGGAAUGGAAAUGGAAAAACACCAACGUGCGAAAACUUUUCGGCAAGAUGUCAGUAGAAGACCGCAAAAUGUUUAACUUCGACGCCAGCGCAGUGAACUGGGAAGAGGAGCUUGAAAACGGAGUUAUAGGAGCGAGAGUGAACCUACUCAAGGAUCCUCUCGACACCGUGGAAGCUGGCAGACGCCGCCUGAAGCUGUUCAAAUACCUCCAUUACGCGACUGUCGCGUUCCUUUUGUUUCUGACUUAUCAAUUUGUUUUACUCGUGAUCAGACUCGCGCUAUAACCUAAAUGUUUUUUUUUUAAUUUGUUUUUGAAUUGUUAAAUAAAUGUUAUUCAAGUCCGUGUGUAUGAUACGUAACCAAUACAAUAGGUAGGUUUAUUAAACUUUAAGAAAUAGUUCAUUUCACUCGUUUCACUCAAACUUAAUUUUUAAAA